Molecule: messenger RNA, 3282 nt
Organism: Cherax quadricarinatus
Lineage: Eukaryota; Metazoa; Arthropoda; Malacostraca; Decapoda; Parastacidae
Source: RefSeq, a predicted model, not a curated record
AUGGAGGUCAGCCUGAUAGAACCCCCAGUACCGCCCCCUCCCACACCAAGGAACCACCAGUACCGCCCCCCUCCAACACCAAGGAACCACCAGUACCGCCCCCUCCAACACCAAGGAACCACCAGUACCGCCCCCUCCAACACCAAGGAACCACCAGUACCGCUCCCUCCCACACCAAGGAACCACCAGUACCGCCCCCCUCCAACACCAAGGAACCACCAGUACCGCGCCCCCUCCAACACCAAGGAACCACCAGUACCGCCCCCUCCAACAACAAGGAACCACCAGUACCACCCCCCCUCCAACACCAAGGAACCACCAGUACCGCAUCCCCCUCCAACACCAAGGAACCACCAGUACCGCGUCCCCCUCCAACACCAAGGAACAACCAGUACCGCCCCCACCCAUACCAAGGAACCACCCCUUCCCAAACCAAGGAACCAUCAGUAUUUUCCCCUCCCACACCAAGAAACCAGUACCACCGCCUCCCGCACUAAGGAACCACCAGUACCACCGCUUCCCACACCAAGGAACCAGCGCCUCCCACACCAAGACGUACAGAAGACUUACCGUCAACUUGGUGGCAAGAGGGGCGGGGAAAGUGGGCGGGUGAGGGAGUGCCAAGCAACAAGAGUCGCCAGGCUGUGGUACAGGUGUGUGAAGACCUCAACUACUAACACCUGGCAAGCGCUCAAAGUUUUGUUGUGGAUUUUUCGUCGGUGCAGCGUUGAAUGUGUUGAGAGUAUUGAUUGGCGUUGCAGUGAUAACACAUGGAGGACAGAAUCCAGCACAUCAGAAUCCGAGUAAACACUCAGAGGCGAAGCUUCAAGUCACUCAAUGUGUUGAAAGGUGCGGCUAGAAGCGCUCUGCAGCGCCCCGGAUGUUGGAACAACAGCGGGGAAGCAUUUGUUAGCAGACACCAGCAUCUAGAGCAGCUCCUGUCAUGUUAACAACAGCUGUCAUAACAGCAUGUGUCAGCUGACACCAGUAUCUAGAUCAGCUUACGUUAUGUUAACAAUAGCUGUCAUAUCAGCAUGUGUCAGCUGACAUCAGUAUCUAGAUCAGCUUACGUUAGGUUAACAAUAGCUAUCAUAUCAGCUUGUAUCAGCUGACACCAGCGCCUAGGGCAGCUUACAUCAUGUUAACAAUAGCUAUCAUAUCAGCAUGUGUCAGUAGACACCAGCGUGUACAACAGCCUAACGCCAGCGGCGCUCCGCCUCGUCCUUGCCAUUUGUCAGCAGACGCUAGCAUCAUCAAGAACAGCCCAUACUAACGCUGGCUACUCGCUGCGUUAUCGCCACAAAGACAGCGAUAUUACUGAGCAGUUAAUCAUUACAUUAAGGGUAUAUAUAAUACCGACAAAUAAGUGAGUAAGGCUCAUAUGCAGCACUUGGGUAUUUCUUGUCGAAACGUUUCGCCGACUCAGCAGGCUUCCACAAUCAAAUACAGAUGAACAAGUUUUCAUAAGUUCAACAGCCACGCUAAGCGACUCCUUCAUGAAUACAAUAAUAACAAUGGCUAUGGCCGGACUAUUAUUAACUACUCGCAUAAUGAAAGAGGUUCAGGAAAAAGCUCGUAAAGGAAGUAUUUGUUUCAUGAGGUAUAGCAUCAAUUCACAUAAAUAUUUCAUCAUAUAAUAACCUGAGAACUUAUAAACCGACUUUUUACAGAAAAUUCUCAUAAAACAUUUACCUUCGUUGAGAACAAUGUUAUUGACUCACCUAAAUAAACACUAUUACACUUGCCACUUGAGACACGUUACAAGUGCAACAUAUAAACGACACACUAGAUCUUGCAACAUAAAACAAUAUGUAGCUGAUAUAACUGACAUUAGUAUUGCAUAAAACAUCAUGCAGGUGAAAUAAUGACUUUUAACUCACUGCCACAAGACAUACAUUAUACAGCAAUAGCGUGGUGAGUCACAAUGAGGAAUUGUCCUCCCCAUCGUGGAGUUGUUCUCCCCAUCGUGGAGUUGUCCUUUCCAUGCCAUUAGUGGUCCUCAUGGGAUGAAAGUUAUAUUAUUUUGAUUAUGGGAACUGUUAAGCCUGCAGGAGACACACUACUCGGUGUAUAUAAUGUACACAUACUAUAUACAUAUAUAAAACAUAUGCGCCACUUGGUGUAUAUUCACAGAUCUGUAUUUCUGACGGAUGCACACCUCUCGGUGAAUAUGCUCAUAUAUACAUACCUCGCUGUGUACAUACUAGGUCUGACAAGUGGCUAAGAUAAUAUUGUAUUUACUUUUAUGCAAAUGGCACCAUUUAAUUAACUUUAAAAUCUGCAAUAAAAGUGACAGAGUUUAUGCGUUAAGUUGCUUGGUGAGAAGAAUCUUGUGGUGACAGUGUCACGGUAGAGAAUAAACAAAAGUUGUACAUCAAACUUUUGUUUAAAGGUCGUUUUGUCCUGUUUAGAGCUUUAUGGUAAUUAAUUAAUAAAGCUCUACAUAGAGCGAAACGUUGUCCUCAUGAGAGCUUGUUUAGUAACUUGUUUUUCUGUACUAAGAUAUUGGGAGAGUGUAAGUUGUAACCUUAAUUUACUCAGAAAAGACAGAAGACAAUGAUGUCAUCUUCUUAUAAUAGUAUAUAUAAUAAUAAUAUCUUUAUUUACUACAAGUACAUGUACAAGGUAUACAGGCCUAGCUGACAUCAAUGACUAUAUAGAAAGCCGCUUGUUAUGCAGAGCAUUUCGGGCAAAUUAGGUCAGUUUUGUCCCAGGAUGCGACUCACACCGGUCGACUAACACCCAGGUACCCAUUUUGCUGAUGGGUAAACAUAGACAACCGGUGAAAGGAAACACGUCCAAUGUUUCCACCCCUUCGCCGGGAAUCGAACCCGGACAUUCACUGUGUGAAGCGAGAGCUUUUGCCACCAGGCCACCAGGCUUAUGCAGUGCUUAUGAAGUUGCCAGGUCUGGUAUCAACUUGCUCCCCUCAGUCUUCAACAGGGUCAACUUUACGUGAUAAAAGGGGUUGGGAUGUUUAUUCCGUGAAGUGUGUUUGGGUGGCUACUAACUCCCAAGUACAGUCCAUGGACGAUGUUAUGGGUUACCGGGACGUGAUGGAGAGACAGCGAGGGGUAGUUAUUUGUCUCUCAACACUCUCCAUGACAGUAUCCAGUAAACAGCUCUACAAUGUCAUCACUCGGUAAAAUUUUAUCGCUGCUUAAUACAAAAUGGUUCAGCGAUUUUUUCUGAAUAGAAUAAAAUAUCUUACCCGCUGGCUCCUAAGCAAUGAGAAAAUGUUGGAUGUGUAAAUAAGAGAAGCGUAAAAGAGGAUGUACAACA